GCCUGCCAUCCACCUCGAAGGUUUUCUCGGGUAGUUUUGUAUAUUUACUGUAAUAAAAGGAAACCAGACGGUCUAAAGAUGUCUUCGUCGAGUGAGGAUGAAGGAGGCGAGGCGACGGUGACAGUCCGUCGAGCUAGAAACGAGUUGGAGGAGAAGCGCGUGCGUUCCAUCGCUACAAACGGUAUCUUGAAGCAGUCUAAACGUCUUUCUUAUGAGGUUUUCUGGCACCCUGCUUACCUUGGUGGUUUCUGUUUGGCGUAUCUUGGACUUAUUCGCGUCAGUGAAUACUAUGGAGGAAAAAGUAUUCCCCGGAUGAUCGCUUUGUUAUUCAUUUGCAGUGCUGUCUUUCUGAUGUUUAUGGAAAUUCCAUGCCGUCGUUUGUAUGAAUCUUUGGCAAAGGAGUGUGAUUCAGAGACGGGCUCACUAGCUCAACAAAAUAUGAAGCAUUACUGGAUUGCCUUCCUGGGUGAAGAGAUUAUUGGAAUCAUUGGUCUGUUGCCCGCAGGCGCACCAGGAGCGCUUCCAGAACUGCCUACCAUCGUUCAUUGGAAUGUUGCUGUCAAACAUGAGAAGUACGCCAACGACUUACUUACGGCUGCUCUGACUGAAGCUCGGGGGAAGCGUUACAAAAAGAUUGCAGCCUACUUAUUUUCGACCGAUAAAAGGGUCCAAAUUACACUUUUAAAGAAGGGAUUUGUAGAGACCUCCCGUGUUGCGUUCCACUGGAUGUCCUUUUUCGGGCUUCGCGAACUUGUUCUUGAGCGUCAACCCUAAGUCUCAACUUAACGGAAUGCAUGACAUAUACGGCCCUGAAGCACUUUAACUUAAUCCUAUAUAUGAGUAAAACAAAACUGUUUCUUGUGAGUCGCAAUCUUCGUUGGUCGGUAGUGUGCCCUAAAGUUACGGAUGUAAAUUAUGGAAGAAAUGCAAUUCCUCCUCUCAGUUCUAGCUAAACAAAUUACACCUUAUAAAGAAGAGAUGUUACUCAACUAUAUUUUUUUUAUUAAGUAUUUGCCCCAUGGGUGUAAUUGGAACCCCAUCGCAGAUGGCGACCGCCUUUCGCUUGCUUGUGUAAUAGAGUAUAUAAUUCGGUUACUAAUAGUCGCCCACACCUGCCGUCCACAAUCAUCCACAA
Molecule: messenger RNA, 1135 nt
Organism: Schizosaccharomyces japonicus yFS275
Lineage: Eukaryota; Fungi; Ascomycota; Schizosaccharomycetes; Schizosaccharomycetales; Schizosaccharomycetaceae
Exons: 1
Coding region: 79-774 (231 amino acids)
Source: RefSeq, a predicted model, not a curated record